This is a messenger RNA of Oncorhynchus masou masou (cherry salmon), 5937 nucleotides long. RefSeq names its product AT-rich interactive domain-containing protein 5B-like. The coding region runs from base 37 to 3594 and encodes 1185 amino acids. The transcript has 10 exons. Gene Ontology annotation, cellular component: nucleus. The record is from RefSeq and is a predicted model, not a curated record. NCBI's taxonomy places the organism in Eukaryota, Metazoa, Chordata, Actinopteri, Salmoniformes, Salmonidae. Gene Ontology annotation, molecular function: transcription cis-regulatory region binding. Gene Ontology annotation, biological process: regulation of transcription by RNA polymerase II.
AGAGCGUGUUGAGUUUAAUCAAUUCAGAACGUCGAGAUGGAGCCUAACUCACUCAAGUGGGUAGGCUCGUCUUGCGGUUUACACGGACCAUAUAUAUUCUACAAGGCUUUUAAAUUUCACCGGGACGGUAAACCAAGGAUUCUGUCCCUCGGAGACUUUUUCUUCGUAAGAUGUAAACCCGGGGAUCCAAUUUGCAUAGCGGAGCUACAGCUGUUGUGGGAGGAAAGAACUACUAAGCAACUUUUAUCAAGCUCAAAACUUUAUUUCUUACCCGAAGAUACUCUCUUGGGAAGGACAGUUAGUCAUGGAGAGCACGAGGUCAUUGCUGUGUCAGAGAAGGUGAUUGUUCGGUUGGAAGACCUGGUGAAGUGGACAGUCCCAGAGUUUUCGGGAUGGUCCCACGGACUGCGGGCAGCGCCUCUGAAGCCCUCUGUCCUGAGGGAGCUGGGUGCCAAUGGGCGCAGAGAUGCCCUCCACAGAUACAGGGAGAGCACCUUCACCAGCGGCCUCAACUUCAGAGACAUCCAAAGGGAGAGGGCUCAAUUGGGCCAGGAAGAUGACGGCAGGAAGGUUCUGGUGCUGAGCUAUCCCCAGUACUGCCGUUACCGCUCUGUCCUGGCCCGGCUCAGAGAGCAGCCGUCGGCCCUGCUGACGAACCACACCGUGCUGGCUCUGGGUGGCAUCGCCUCCCUACACAGCACAACACGCAUCCUCUACUGCAGGGACACCUUCGAACACCCCACCCUGCUGCAGAACGAGAGUGUCUGCGACGAGUUCGCCCCUAACCUGAAGGGUCGGCCACGGAAGAAGAAGCUGUCAAUGUCCCAGCGAAGGGACUCCCAGGGCCACAGUCAGGGGCCUCAGGGGCCCCAAGAACCCAGCACCCUAGAGAACAAGUCUCCCACCAAGGUAAAACCUAACUGCAAGAUAACAGUUCCUACCAGCAGGAGCACAACGACCAAACCCAGGAUCUGUAAAAAGGCAUCUGUGGAGGAGACGAUGGAGAAGGAGGAGAAGAUGGAGAGGGAGGAGAAGAUGGAGAAGGAGGAGAAGGUGGAGAGGGAGGAGAAGGUGGAGAGGGAGGAGAAGGUGGAGAGGGAGGAGAAGGUGGAGAGGGAGGAGAAGGUGGAGAAGGUGGAGAGGGAGGAGAAGGUGGAGGAGGAGAAAGAAGAACCAGAAGAGAACCAAUCAGAAGAGAGUGGUGCAGACGAGCAGGCCUUCCUAGUAGCUCUAUACAAGUACAUGAAAGAGAGGGACACACCUAUUGAGAGGAUCCCCUUCCUGGGAUUUAAGCAGAUAAACCUUUGGACUAUGUUUCAAGCUGCUCAGAAACUCGGAGGAUAUGAGUUGAUCACAGUUCGCCGACAGUGGAAAAAUGUAUAUGAUGAGCUGGGAGGUAACCCAGGAAGCACAAGUGCCGCCACAUGCACACGAAGACACUACGAGAGGCUCCUCCUACCUUACGAGAGGCACACCAAAGGAGAGGAAGACAAACCCCUCCCCUCAGCAAAACCCAAAAAACAGGAGCAUGGAGCCCAAGAGGGGGGUGCCAAACACAAAGGGGUCACAGCGAAACGACCUAAAGGUGGACUACACCAGAGGCAGGGGGCCAGGAAGAAGAGGGAGAGAGGGGACACUGCAAAAAGCCAGGAGCUCUCACAGGUAUCUGAGAAGAAAGGGGACAACCAGGAGCCAGCAGCCAUGAAGCAGGAUCCUCUGCCCAGAGAAGAGCCUGAAGAGGAGGAGUUACAACUCACCCUGAAGAAAGAGGAGACAGUGAGCGAGGAGGAACCUUCGCGACUGAAUCCCCCCAACACAGACUGCCACAGAGCUACACCUGUCCUCCACAGUGAACUGUCUCCACUGUCUGAGUGGAGGCAUCCCCAACAGCCACAGUCAGACAAACUCAACCCUGAGCAAAGGGACCAAGCUGAUGGAACCCUGUCUAAGACCCCAUAUCCAUACCACUGGGACAACAACAGUAAGCCUGGGUAUAGCAGUCUACCUGACCCAAGCAAUCCUGACAUUCCGGUAACUAAAGACACAGACAGUCUCAGUUAUGGACAUGGUGGGAGGGUGGGAAAGGUGCUGCCCAUGUGUAAGCAGAGCCCACCCCCACUGCAGCAGUACUCCACAGAGCUAAUCACAGACAAACAGGACUCCCCCAGUAAAAACAAAGAGAUUAAUCAGUGUCACAUGCCCAUGCCAACAGCGUACUCAAAGGACAACCUGGGGGUCAUGUCCCCACUCGCCAAGAAGAAGCUCCUCUCCCAAGUCUGUGAGACAAAUCAUUACUCAUUCAGUUCCCCUCCUCUUCCUCCUCCCACUCCGUCAGCCAGCGUGGGUGAUGUGAGCAACAGUUGUGUUGAAGAGGUGGUGAAACUGAGGCAGGACUCCCUGCCGGAUAGCCCAGAGAUGGCUCCUGUCUUCAGGCCUUCUGUCAUCCAGCACGCCCAGAGCAUCAAACCCCAUCAAGAGAGGAGUCCUCUGGGAGAUUUGUCUGAGCCCUUCACUUGCAGAGUGAGCCACUUCCAGCCCCAGCUCCACCCACCCUGGCACCCCUACCUCCACAGGACUGAGACCCAGGAUGGAGAGGAGAACGCAGGGGAGACACGGAUGCAGCAGCAGCCCAGUCAGGCACCACCAGGCUACGCAGGUGACUGCUACUCCUCCCCUCACUUACACAACCUCUACCGGCAGACAGAGAACUGUCUGAGUCAAGAGCGAAUGGACAGUUAUCCCAACAGAGACAAACAUGGACAUUUUAUCAGGGAACGCCAGAGCAGCGAGGUAUUCACCUCAAACAAUUCUGACAGAGAAUAUUUGACUUACAGAGCUCCCCGCUUCUCUGAGAGGACACAAACUCAUGGGGAUAGACCAAUGGAAGAGGAACCUAGAGAUUUCAGUAUUUCCAAGCCUGUCUCUCAAAGGAUGUCUUUCACAAAGCCCUCUUUCUGUGGCCUCCCGUAUCCCAUGAUACACCAGAGUUUAGACUGUCACCCCAAAGCGUGCAGAGUCCCUCCGAUGACUAUAUCUAGCACCAAACACAUGGAACCCCUUCAGCCCUUCUUCAAUCCUAAAAGCCAUGCUGAGGCGGUUGGUGCCUCUAGACCCAGUAAGAGAAGCCUGGGGGAACUAGAGAAUGAGGGGGUGCCAGACCGCAAGGUGCGAGUGGUGACCCCCAUGCACCCCGCCGGCUCUGUCCGCCGAGGCGACCCACAGGGAGAGGAGCUCAAACCAGCCGAACCGGCGCACGCCGUCCACUUCCACCUCCACAGCCACAUUCCCGAGGGCCACACCUACCCUCCCCACACGCCCUUCUACCCAGGGAUGUACCCCGGGAUGCAGGACGCCCUCCAUCACAACCUCCAGUACCUGAAGAGCCAGACAGCCGUGUCCCCUCUGGUCCCUCCGCUAGCCUUCCACUCCAUGAUGCUACAGAGGCAGUUGAUGGCCUCCCAGCCCAGCCCCCACCACUUCUACAGGCACCCUGGGGGGGCAGCCCUGUACGGGGACCUCCUGCACCACCUGUACCCCCUGUCCACCCUCACCCACCCACAGCUGUCCUCCAUGCACCCCAGCACCAGACUCUAACAGACGGACCCACGUGGAGCUUAACCGGCUCACCCUGGGACAGUGGAUCUAGUGUUCUAUUCUUCAGUAAGCAUGACAACACUGAUUACCUGUAGAUGGUGGAUUAACUCUUCAGUCAGGCACACAGUUCCAUUUUUGUGUAUUUUUGUGUUUUUUUGCACUGUAUCACCACUUAGUUACUUUGGAUAAAUUUGCACUCUAUGUAGUGUUUGUAUUCACCAACCAGGUUGUUUCUCUCACUCAACAGUCAGGUUCUUAUUAUCUUUGAGUGUGGAGGGAGACAGAGAAAAGCCAUUGGCAUGCAUGUCAGGGGGAUAAUCAUAUUUGCUGGGACUCCAAAGGAUUGGAUUCCAAAUCACUGCAAUGCGACAACUUCAUCCUCCAAAUGUGUUCUGGGGAUUUUUAUCAGGUUGAAACACUUAAAAACACGAGGGGACUAUCUAAAAUAAACUAUUUUCACAAGAUUUACCAUCGGAAAAGUUCAUGCAACUGUUAAGCAUUUGGCUACUCCACCUUCAAUCAAUGUUCUGGAUCUGUUUACAGCUCUCUAGUGUGGUGCUGUGGCCUGUUUGUGUUCAUGUAUUAGACCACUACACGUCUUAGAAAUGACUGUGUUAAAACAAGGUGCUGUACAAAACCACAAGGUGCUGAGGUAUUGUAUGUAGAUAACAGCUCAUUUUCAUCAGAACACCCAAGCUGUGAAGAAACCACAUUUGACGUUUUGCAUCAGUUGUUUUUAAGGCAAGUCGUAUCGUUUGUCAGGAACAUUCUCUCAAAAUGUUUUGUUGACCCUUGAGAGGUGGGAAAGUGACCCAGAUACAUGAAUAUAUUGAACAGAAGGUAUUUAUACUGCGCUUAACAUGAGUCACUGAUGCUGCCUACUGUGACAUCUGACAGCUCUUAUCUUGACAUAGCUCUGACACAUCACUGGUCUAAGGCUGUUUACUGCGCCUCCUUCAUUCAACAGCAUAAUGCAUGAUAAAUACGAAUGUGUCUUGUAGAUUAUUGCUUUGUGAAUAUCUGUGCCUUUCUUUAAUCUUCGAUUAGGGGUUGCAGCACUAGUUUUCUAUCAUGACUGACUUUCAGGAGACUGUUGUAGGCUUGGCCUACAGUAUGUGCAGCCCACCGAAGUUGGAUGUGGCCUGGAUGCGCCAGCCUCAGUUGAAGACCAUUGUCCAGCCCAAGAACUGCAUGUACUUUAGUUUUUUGUUUUUAAGCGUAUUUGAGAUUAUCUGUAUAAUGGAAAGCGCUAUAUAAAAUAAAUCUAUUAUUAUUACAGUUAUAAGGUUCCAUUCUAUCAUCACAUUGCAGUGCAAACUCAUUGGACUGUAAUUGUAUAGUACCAUAGUUACCGUUUAGCACAGGGAUAGUUAAGCACUGGUGUAGAGAAUGGCUACUCUAAUAGAUUUAUGUGCCACUGCCAGACAUAGUGAUCAAAAGGCAGCGUGUAGCGCCCGAGGAAUAAUAGCACCUGGUCUGGGUUAACAACCAUCAUAACUGCUUUUAAUGGGUAUUUGGAACAUGUGAAAUAUAGGUAACACAUUUGCUGUUUAAAUUUGUUUUAAAGCCAAUCGACUGAGAUUGAGCAGACACUUAUAGGAAAACUCCACCCAAAAACUAUAUUUUGGUAUUUGUUUUAUUGUUUUGUUGAUAUAGUUUUUGAUAUAUACAUGUUUUGCAUGUCAGCAAUCAGGUUUUCAAGAUAUACAACUUGCAAGACACAGAAAUACAGCCGUUACGAUCUAUUUCGUAUCAUAUGCUGCUGCGUAUUUCUGUAUUUUUAAUGUUAUACAUCUUGAAAACUUGAUUGCUGAAAUGCAAAACAUUUUGGGACUAUAUCAACAAUGGACUAAUGAAACAAAUAGCAAAAUAUAGUUUUUGGGUAGAAUUCUUUUCCUUUAAGAUAAACAUUCAUUCACAAUUACAUGCUCUUAAUAAUGUCAUGUUUGCCUCAGCAGCGCCAGGAACUGACGUUUAAGUUCCUUAACGUUCAAAUCCAUUCUCUGGCAUCUUUCUACGUAUGACUUUUUAAUAAUGUAAAUACUUUUGACUGUCUGUUAUGUGUAAUAUGUUAUAAUCUGUAAAUAGUAUAAAUGCAUACAGCUGGUUACACAAUCUAGAUGUCACAGGUCACCUUACAUUUAGAUCUGAACACUAAAGUUAGGACAUUUUUUAUUUGCUUGUUUUGUGUUCUUGUUUUCCACAUUGUUUCCAUGUUGUUUUUCUUUAAAGUGUUUUUGAUACUAUGUGCCAUCUGUUUACCAAUGAUUCAGCUGGCAAACAAGAAAAACAUUUUGUAUUAUAUGAUCCUCUGUAUAUUUAAUUAAAAUAUUUUACUAUCUA